This is a messenger RNA of Scatophagus argus, 2211 nucleotides long. RefSeq names its product N-acetyltransferase 8 (gene nat8). Lineage: Eukaryota; Metazoa; Chordata; Actinopteri; Scatophagidae. The record is from RefSeq and is a predicted model, not a curated record. Gene Ontology annotation, molecular function: N-acetyltransferase activity. The coding region runs from base 157 to 831 and encodes 224 amino acids. The transcript has 2 exons.
AUUACCCAUUCUUCGGACAUGACGUGAAUGCAGCAAAUAUCUGAAUCGGGGAAGUACUAGACAAAUGACUGAGGAGAUUUUGACUUCCGGCAACUUCGUUUUGCGCAGCGCAUCCAGACUUUGCUAUCAAGCAUUAAAGUAAAACACGGCUGAGCCAUGGCCGGUUUUCAGAUCCGGAAGUAUCAGGACGAUGAUGCAGAGGCAGUGAAGGAGAUCUUCGCCAUGGGGGCGAGCGAGCACGUGCCGUCGUCCUUCACGCACUUUCUGAAACAGCCGCUUACCCAAAUGGUGCUCAUGUGCAUGUUCUGCGCUCUCAUGACCAGCUCCAAGUCCUUCCUGCUACCCGUCCUGGCCGUCACCCUCCUGCUGGCCGGGGCCCGACAAGUCGUCAUCCACAUGUCAAACAGAUACAUUGACAUCUGCUUCAGGACGGACCUCGAGAACAUCAGCGAGACCUACCUGAAGCAGAAGGACUCGUGCUUCUGGGUGGCUGAAUGUGACGGUCGGGUGGUCGGCAUGGUGGCUUGCCUGCCGGCUGAACAGGCGCCCGAGUGUUUGGAGUUGAAACGCGUGUCCGUACGCCGCAGUCACCGCGGGAUGGGCAUCGCUAAGGCUCUGUGUCGGACAGUGGCUGAUUUUACUCGUGACAGGGGCUACGCAGCAGUUGUCUUGCACACCUCAGUGGUGCAGACAGACGCUCAGAAGCUUUAUGAGCACAUGGGCUACGAGAAGAUAAGAGAGUUUGCCGCUCCCGAGCUUGUGGCCAAAAUCACAAACUUCACUCUGUUUGAAUACAGACUCGAUUUACACAGAGAAGGGAAAAAGGACUGAGUGAUCCUAAAAGGAAACAAACAGUUAGACCAAAUCUCCCUGAGACAUUUCAGGGCGACAGUACUGUACUUCAGUACUUCCCAAGUACUUCAGUACUUUCAGCGACAGUACUUCUUGAAAGUCAUUUGAUUAUUUAAUGUUGUAAAGAAGUUUGUUUCAUUGUGACUCUGAGAAUAAAUUGGUAGUCCUAUAAUUUUGUAGUGUUCAUUUUUGUUGUUGCCCUGUCAGAGACACACAGAUCUGAUGAAUGGAUCAGGUAUUGGCCUCAUUAAAUACUUUUUUUUUUGUCAGUGUUAUUAUAAAUUCAGUGUUUCAGUUACAUUUGUUAAGUCAUGGCAGGCAGCCAGCUCACUUUUUGAAUCCCUCAUGGCUUCAUGUUGGUGUACAGAUUAUAAAUUUGGGGAGAAGUGGGUACUCUGCGUCUGUAAAUAAUGUGGCAGAUCCCUGGUGCUGUUAUUGUCAUGAGGUCAGUUCACCAAAACAGCGUUAUGUAAUAUAAAUUAGUCGCUGGUGAAUCUGUGACCACCACAGUGUUUGAGAUGCCCGAUAAGCUGUAGGUCUGAUUUUAGUAGCCUGUUUUCAUACCAGCCAGAAAACACAGCCUGAGGGAUCUCUGCUCUGCUGGGUGUUUGCAGUAGGUGACACUUUAACAGUAUUAGCAACAGUAUUUUAUAUAAAAUGCUGUCUUUGACACACGUGUUAUUUUUACUUCACCUUUUCAUCUAAAAAUAUACCCGCAUUUUCUGUUCCCUUUUUCUGCUCGUGACGUUUCUUAUGUCUCCAGAUCAGUCGAGAUAAAUUAGGAGCAGGUCUGAGUUAUUUUCCAGCUCCGAUCACUUGAAUAUUGUGUGUGUGUGUGUGUGUGUGUGUGUGUGUGUGUGUGUGUGUGUGUACGGUACUCUGAAACCGAGCCCUGCAGCUUUCCCUUCACCACCAGUUCACCCCUACAGGAGGGAGUCUCUUCAUCACGAUGAAGAAGGUGAUUCUGAGGUUCUGCUCUGUGGGUUUGUUUUGCACACAGGAGGCUUCAGACUCUGACAGGUUGUUGCAAAUUCACUUAAAACAAAUGUGGACAAAGAAGUUCUCUGAUUUAAUUCCCUCAGUUGGUUUUCUUAUUGUCUAAUUUGUUAAUUUUUUUUUUUUUUACUUCCAUAAGUUUUUUCUUUUGUGAUUAAUAUUAACAAAUGUACACAUUCUCCUGCAGUCCUCCUCCCUUUUCUGUUUUCUUACCUCUUGAUUUUUAAUUUUUCGGGUGAUUUUUUUGUUUAUGCAAUAAAUUAAAAUGAGGUGAAACAAGAAGAGAAUAAUAAGGAUAAAAAGUAUAAUUUGUUUUCAUGUACUAAAUUCUCUAUCAAAAAAUAAAACAAGUUUUUUACACAA